CACACCCAUUCGAUGUUGGAUUCCUAUGCAUAACUUGAUUUCUGCAGAGCUUUCAAGUAGAAAGAUUCGGAGCAGAAUCACAUCUCAGACUUGGAGAACACCACCUUCUGAAGGCCGAGUCAUUUUGAGGUAGUGGCUCCAGGACAGAGCAGCAAAUCAUCCAAGGUUCAGAAUAGAGGCUGUUAUCUUAGCUCUCUAAGAUGACAGAACCAACAAGACAUCGAACUCAGAAAAUUCUCAUUUACGAUAGAAGGCAGACUGGAAAAAAGGUUUUUGCCUAUGAAGAGGAUGAGCACUUCCUUGUUCAUGGGUUCUAUCACUUCAAGCAUUUCCCCUGUGACAGCCCAGUGCGUUUCAUGUUGCACUCCCCUGCAAAUGGUGCCUUCAUCAGCCUCCACGCAAACAACAAAGUAAGCUAUUUCAGACCUAAGUGCCUCAAGGAGACCAUCUGGAGAAAACUGCCCUUUUUGGGCCUCACUGCAACAAAGAUCCUGGGAUGGAUGGUAGGCUGGGGCCCCGGGCCCAUCUUCACCCUCCUGGACAACAAAUUGCGGCAUUUGGAUACUGCGGACAACGCUCUUGAUAUUCGGCUGUGUGAGGCGGCGGAGCAUUCCUGGGAGCUGGUGACUGUAGGCUUUGGGAACGUGUGUGUGUGGUCGGUGUUGCUCAUGAGGUGCAGAGUGAAGCUACAGGAAGGGCUGCAGCAGAGAGCUUUCACUCACAUGGCAUUGGCUCCUCCACAGAAGAAUAGGCCUCACCUUGCCUUUGUUGCAUGUGGAAUGGAUGUGACUGUGAUCAACCUCGAUGAUGGGAUAGUUCUGGAUCACCAGGAGAGACUCUGUCUAAGUGAAAUCACCGCAAUGUUGUUCUGCACCCAACUUGACAGUUUGAUCCUCGCUUUCCGAGAUUGCACCAUCACAGUCUGGGGUCUUGACUGGGUUCCGCGUGUUACUUUUUUUGGACACGAUGGUGUGGUGAAUUCGCUGUUCUAUUGCUCCAAAUCAAACCUGCUGAUCUCAUGCUCUGCAGACUGCACCAUGCGUAGCUGGGAUGUAAAAAACAACUUGGCAAUCGAUUGUUUCCACACAGAGCAGAACCACCCUCCACUGUGUUUAGGGGGCAUAGAGAACAAACACCCAUUUUUCUCUUUUUCAGACAAAGGUGUGGAUCUUUGGUUUCUAACAGCUUGGUACACCCUCCACACAAAGGUCAAAGGGGAUGAAGACAUCGCAUUGAAACAAAUUUUAGUCUCACAUUUGCCUCCUUGCUACCCAACCCGUGUGACUUGUGUCAGUGAAGAUGAUCAUAUCUAUCUGGUUUCUGCUGGAAAAGCAGAAAUACUGACUUCCUUUAAGGCAGGAAAGAGGGUAUUAUGUGCUGCUUACUGCCUUCAAAAAGAGCUUUUGAUUGUCUUGACUAAGGGUGGUACCUUACUGCAAGUCAACCCACUUGCUAAUCCAGCCACUUUGAUACAAGAAUGGGAAGGCAGAGGCCAGGCUCUAUGGUCAAUAUCAGACUCUGUUAGUAAAAAGGAUCUCCACAAUCUGCCGGAUCCUGGCCCCGCCUGUUGCAUGGUGAUUUACAGCUCCUUAGGAGACCCUGAGAAGGCUUUAGAGAGGUGGAAAAGUUUACAAAGUGGGAGAGGCAGCAGUCAGAAGGACAGCAAACAUGUCGAUCAUUUCAAGAAUCGAUUUUGGAUUAUCAUUGGCCAAAGUGGUGGCUGUGUGAGUGUCCUCACAAUGGAUGAUGGGACGGUCCUGUACAGAACCCCCGCACACAACGGCAAGGACGUCACAGCAGUGAAGGCCUACCCGAAGUACAACUACCUCCUCUCCUCGGGUGCGGACUUCACGGUGGUGGUGUGGAAAGUUCACCCCGAUGCUGCAACGUGUCUAACCCCUUGGCAGACGGUGAUAUGUUAUGAGCCUCAGGUCUACCUGGCGGCGCUGGAGCUGCAGGUGGCCCUGGCGUUUCAAGAGCCUACCAGCAACUCCUACAGCCUACAACUCUACCAUGUGGAAAACCUGAAACGAGCAGAAUGUCAGCAAACAAAUGCACAUAUAGAUUCCCUCACAGGAGUGUGCGCGAUUCCUGAAAUAAAGGCGUUUGCUUCCUGCAGUCUGGAUAAGACAGUGCGCAUCUGGAAUGAGAAGAAUAAACUCAUCUGGGUGCAACAGCUUGUGGCAGUACCUCAGUGUAUGGAAUACAGUGGAAACGGGGAGCUAUUUCUGGGCAUGAACGGGGACCUGUACAGGCUAGAGUUUGCACACUUUCUACCAAAGAAAUACCAACGAACGCUUCGCUGCUACUGUUUCGAAAAUGUCCUUCCUGAGCUGCCUAUUUCUGAGGUUGAAGAAACACCCGUCAAAGCCGAAAUGCCAACUGAUGAGGCAGAAAGAUUAAAGGAGGCUAUCAACAACAAUGAGGUAAUGAACAUAUACCUGGAGGAGGACCAGGUGAGUAUAUAAAAAGGAACAUUUUAAGAUC
Messenger RNA from Poecilia latipinna (sailfin molly), 2487 nucleotides. It is a transcript of the gene wdr97, whose product is annotated as WD repeat domain 97. The record is from RefSeq and is a predicted model, not a curated record. Gene Ontology annotation, molecular function: protein binding. Lineage: Eukaryota; Metazoa; Chordata; Actinopteri; Cyprinodontiformes; Poeciliidae. Bases 201 to 2468 code for a protein of 755 amino acids. The transcript is spliced from 11 exons.